Penicillium concentricum is the source of this 1464-nucleotide messenger RNA. Its product is annotated as FAD-binding oxidoreductase. The record is from RefSeq and is a predicted model, not a curated record. Gene Ontology annotation, molecular function: FAD binding; oxidoreductase activity. The transcript has a single exon. NCBI's taxonomy places the organism in Eukaryota, Fungi, Ascomycota, Eurotiomycetes, Eurotiales, Aspergillaceae. Bases 1 to 1464 code for a protein of 487 amino acids.
AUGCCUAACUGGAAUGAACUACGUGGGGCUAUAACGAAAGGCGAAGUUCUGAUGCCGUGUGAUGAUGGGUACGCCGCGAGCCUGAAGAGAUGGAGCGCGGCCGCUGAAAUGAAAGCAGUCAGUUUGACCCCACUCAUAUAUCAAAGUCACGUCCAGCUAAGUCCUUUUCAGGCUGUGAUCGUCAGGCCUACGUGUGCUGAAGAGGUCUCUGUGGCUGUAAAGUUUGCCGUCGCAAAUAAGCUUCCAUUGGCUGUUUGUGGUGGUGGUCAUUCGACAAGCGGGAUGUCAUCAUCGGAAGGCAUGGUCAUUCAUCUCGGGAAUAUGCGUAAGGUUGAAGUCGAUCAAGCCAAGAUGACUGUGUCUUUCGAUGGCGGAUGCCUUUGGAGUGAUGUGGAUAGUGCUCUAGAUGCUUGUGGACUCGCUACUGUCGGCGGUACAGUGAACCACACAGGCGUGGGUGGACUUAUCCUAGGGGGAGGUCACGGCUGGCUGACAGCAAAAUAUGGUCUCACAAUUGACAACCUAAUAUCGGCUCAGAUAGUCAUAGCAGAUGGCUCGAUUCUUGAAGCCUCUGAAUUGCAACAUCCAGACCUCUUCUGGACCAUCCGUGGAGCCGGAGCUCAGAUUGGAGUCGUCACGCGCUUCACAUCUCGCGUCUACAGCCAGGGACAGGUCUGGAGCGGGACCCUUACGUUUUUACCUGCCAAGCUGCCUGAACUGGUGGCAUUUGCAAACGAGUUUCACAAUCGGGAUCAACGAGACGGCCACUGCUUGACUAUAGUUGUCGGGUACACACCGGAUGGGGCGGACCGCAUCCUCUCCGCUAUUCCGCUUUACCAUGGGCCAGAGUGGGAAGCGAGGGGCUACUUCGCAAACCUGUUCAGCAUCGGGCCCAUCGUGGACUGCACAAGUAUGAUGUGCAUUGCGCAAGUCAACACUCUGCAGAAUCCAAUGUGUGAAUACGGCAUGCGACGCCUCCAAGGUUCGGGAAAUGUCACUAUGCCGCUCCACACCGCUGCUUUUCAACAGACAGCAGACACAAUCUGGUCUAUCCACGAUAUGCAUCCCGACGUAAGGUUCUGCUCCCUAUUAGUUGAAAUUUUUCCAACCCACAAGUUGCGCGAAGUUUCCCAAGGUGCUACUGCAUAUGCCAACCGCGGAGAGUUCUACGAUGCUGUUACUACGUUUGGGUGGACCAACCCGGCGCUCGACGAUGCUGUCCGUCUGUGUAACUCGAAACUAUGUGCAAAGAUACGUCGUGAUAACGGAUAUGAGUGGCUAGGGCGUGCAGACUCCAGAGAUAAGCCGGUGGGACGUUAUCUCAACAUGGAAGCAGAAUUUGUGAUGCCACGCCAAGCAUAUGGUUGGAAUUUGGAGAAAUUGCAAAAGACGAAAAGCAAGUUUGAUCCAGAGAACAUUUUUGACAAGUGGCAUGGGGUGGUUGAGGAAAUGGGUGAGGCUUAA